Caenorhabditis bovis is the source of this 1854-nucleotide messenger RNA. The record is from the annotation of a GenBank genome assembly. Lineage: Eukaryota; Metazoa; Nematoda; Chromadorea; Rhabditida; Rhabditidae.
AUGAAAAGAAAAAAUCUUGAAAGGUCACCUGGUUUGCGCGAGGAUACUUAUGGAAAAUACCAUUCCCAACAUGCUGCCUCAUCAGUUCCGGAGAGUGUUAGAAGAAUUCUUCCUGCUGAAACUGUGAGCAGAGCACGUUCUCCACCUGCUCGAAUUCUGGAUCCCGUUCCGCGUCGUAAAUCGCCUCUAGAUAGUAGUAAACAUUCGAAAAGAGUGCAUAGCACAAGAUCACCAUCACCUCAAGAGAAACGUAGAAGAUACGAAAUGACGCCGAAGAUUCGAGAUGGUGUUGUUUUUGAAGGCGAAAAUUAUCAUGAAUUUCUUUCUUUUUGGGUGUCACUAUUCCACGAGAGAUGCAAAAAAUCUCAUGAUCGGGAUUUGAUAGGCGUGAAAAAACUGAUGCAAAAUAUUUCCAACGCGACGGAUGAAGAAAAAUGGAUGCUUGUUCUCCCGAAUAAUUUCCGUGAAUCAGAUCGGUAUCGAAUGAUUCACUGCGAUACUACAAUCCAUGGAUUACCGUCUUCUAUAUUUUGUGGAAGUGGUUAUGGCUUGACGGCCUGCAGCGCCAAAGCUUCGGCUGCAAAAGACUUAAUCGAUAAGAGUAAUCCAGUCGAUUCUUCGGCGAUUAAUGAAAUUGAGCUCCAUUUCGAAGACGAAGACGAGUUCGAAGAGGAAAUAUCUUCAAGAAGAAUUCGCGAAAAUAUUGGACGCGAUAAUCAUGUGCGAAUAAUUGUAGAAGAGCAAACACGGUACGGAUUGGAAAACGAGGAGCAGAUGCGACAACGAAUGAUUCUGGAGCAACAGCAUCUCGCCGUUUUGGAAAUGGAACGGGCCGAUGAAGAGCUUAACAAUGUGGUUGCCCUUUUGGAAACUAAAGUGCUGUAUUUUCGAAGCAGAGGAAUUGAUUCGAUCGUGGAAAAAAUUUUCAAUUCAAGCACAUUCAUGACUAUAGCAUCAUUAGCUGAUAUUGCUCACAUAAUGUCGAUUGGAGAUAAAAAGCAGCUUGUUGCUGAUAUCAAAAAUCUUAUCGAAUGGGCAUCUGUUGAGGAAAAUACCAGAAGCCAACAGCCGUCGACGUCAUCUCAUCACUCUUUUUCUAUGUCAGGAGAAGAUAAUUUGAAAAAUUCGAAGGAUCGAGUAAUUGUCGGAGAAUUAGUUUUGCGUCCGUUAAAUCGAACCGAAAUACGCCAACUUAUGAUCGGAAAUAAAGUGAUCGCGAAAGAUUUAAAAACUGGAAACACAAUUCGAAUGAGAAAGGAAUUAUGGCGUACGGUUCCACGAACGAAUUAUUUGGAGCUUCAUUCAUUGAGCGAUACUCGAAAACUUGAAAUUCUGAAGCGCGUCAGUCUUAUAAUGGAGCAUGUUGCUGAAGUAUUCAAAUCUAAAGUUCGUGCAAAUAUCGUUAUCUUGAAAUCCGAUCAAUCCGCGUGCCUCCUAACUCGCCUCGAACAUAUUCCAUCUUUGGUAAUUGGUGGACAUGCGAAAAUGCCGAGAAACUUCCAAGAUGCUCCACCAAUAGCAAAAAUAUUCGAAUCGUGGCGAAUGCAGUUUUUCCCGUGUCUUAAACGAAUGAUACCUCCUCCAAUCUACAAUAGAAUGUCGAACGGUAUUGAUGAUGAUACUGAUAUGGAUUGGAAUAUUCAAUUUAUCCGAAGCGCCGAGUUUCAUUUUAUGGUCUCCCGAGCUGUUAUGGUCUUAACGCAUCAAGACUUUGCCGUUCUUCAUAAUCUGCCACCAGAGGACUAUGAUCCACGAAAUAAAGUUGUCGCUGAUAAAAGGGGACUUGCUUACAAGCUUCUUGAAACUGAAUCGAAGACGUUUUGGACAUAUGAAAGAAUUCGACCUUUUAUGUAA